Molecule: messenger RNA, 1419 nt
Organism: Alosa alosa (allis shad)
Lineage: Eukaryota; Metazoa; Chordata; Actinopteri; Clupeiformes; Clupeidae
Gene: htr3a
Product: 5-hydroxytryptamine (serotonin) receptor 3A
Exons: 9
Coding region: 1-1419 (472 amino acids)
Biological process (GO): signal transduction; regulation of membrane potential; nervous system process
Cellular component (GO): neuron projection; synapse; postsynaptic membrane
Molecular function (GO): transmembrane signaling receptor activity; neurotransmitter receptor activity; extracellular ligand-gated monoatomic ion channel activity
Source: RefSeq, a predicted model, not a curated record
AUGGUUGACGUUGACACAUCAGAUGGUGCUGCUGUGAAAAGAAUAGGUAACAAUCCAGGUCGCUUUGCCAAUGCUACCCUGGUCCGACUCUCCGAGUUUUUAAGCACGGGGUACAAGAAAGGCGUCCGUCCCGUUAGGGACUGGAGACAAUCUACGAUGGUGGCCAUUGACCUGAUGGUGUACUCCAUUCUCAAUGUGGAUGAGAAAAAUCAAGUUCUCACAACGUAUGUGUGGUACAGGCAGCAAUGGAUCGAUGAAUUUCUUGUGUGGAGCCCUGAGGAUUUCGAUGAAGUGAAAAAGGUGUCAAUCCCCACUGCCAAUGUGUGGGUGCCUGACAUUGUCAUCAACGAAUUUGUUGAUGUUGGAAAGUCCCCUGAUAUCCCAUACGUGUAUGUGAGCCAUGACGGACUAGUGCGCAACUACAAGCCCAUUCAGGUGGUGACCGCCUGCACGUUAAACAUCUAUAACUUCCCCUUCGACGUCCAGAACUGCAGCCUCACCUUCCAGAGUUGGCUGCACACCAUAAACGACAUCAACAUCACCCUGAUGAGAACCCCUGAGGAUGUGAAGGAAGAUAAGAGCGUAUUUAUGAACCAGGGCGAGUGGGAGCUGCUACACGUCCUCUCAAAGUACAACUCUUUCAGCCUGGACAACGACGACUACUAUGCUGAGAUGAAGUUCCAUGUGGUGAUCCGACGGCGGCCGCUGUUCUACACGGUCAACCUGCUGCUGCCCAGUAUCUUCCUGAUGGUGAUGGACAUCGUGGGCUUCUUUCUGCCGCCUGACAGCGGUGAGCGAGUCUCCUUCAAGAUCACACUGCUGCUGGGGUACUCCGUCUUCCUCAUCAUCGUCUCCGACACUCUCCCCGCCACCGCCAUCGGCACACCCCUCAUAGGUGUGUACUUUGUGGUGUGCAUGGCGCUGCUGGUCAUCAGCCUGACGGAGACGGUGCUGAUCGUGCGGCUGGUCCACCAGCAGGACCUGCAGCCGCGCGUGCCCUCCUGGCUCAGGUACCUGGUUCUGGAGCGGGCCGCCACGCUGCUCUGCGUCCGGGACAAACACCGGAUCUGCUCCAGCCUGCUCUCCUCCUCCCCUCUGCCUCACUUCACCGAGAACAACAUACACACAGGCUCCCGCUGUGCCCACCACCACACCUGCGACGUGUCCAGAGAGCACGGUGUCCGAGGGAUGGGCCUGCCGGUGCACGACCCCACGCCGCCCGUCAUGGACAACAUCCUGCAGGAGGUGUCGUGCAUCCGGCAGUACCUGGAGCGGCGGGACGAGAGCCGCGACGUGGCCAAGGAGUGGCUGCAGGUGGGCUACGUGCUGGACGUGCUGCUGUUCCGCGUCUACCUGGUGGCCAUGCUCACCUACAGCAUCACGCUGGGCACGCUCUGGUCCGUCUGGCAGUACGCCUGA